GGAAUAAAUGCAAGAUGGCUCCUCAUAUAAAAACAGUCUUCUGGGUUGCCCUCAACGUGCGACAAAAUAACUCUUUACACCUUAUCAGGUUGAAAUAUUUAUCCGCGAAGAGUUCUGAAGGGUAACUCGAGCUACAGAUUGAUAAGCGUACGGUACUCGGCGAUAUUUUGUAGAAGAAGAUACCGAAGAAACAAGAGGGAGAACUUUGAAGCCAUGAAUCGGCGGUGAAGUCUGCUCUCCCCUCUGUAGACAGAGCUGGGUGGUCGGAGGCAGCACACACGGCGGGCCUCGGCUAACCAGCUAGUCGUUGCUGCUAACCAGCUUCAUUUGCUGUUAUCUGGGAUCGUUACACACCUGGGAGGGAAACUUAUCAAAGUACUCGUUGAAUGCGGGACGUGAAAGGAAGCAAGAUAAUCGACCAUGGCCGUAUCGAGGUGAGUUUGAUAAACGGGUUUGUCUGUCCGGUGUUCCGAUGAAACGAGGUACCCUGUUAACUGGCGACUCUCAGUGGAAUGCGUCCGCGGUUGUCGUAGUGACAGAGCGCGAGGCUACAGCGGUUUUCGUAACGAUAACCACGGACGCAUUCAGCUGGACGUCGCCGAUUAACAGGGUCGCUCCUAACGCCGAAACACCGGCUUUAUUAACAGUUGUUGGGCUAGCCUGCUAAUACUAGCUUUACACUUGUCAGAGAAUAGCAUGGCGACGGCCCACUAACGUUAGCUAGCAGCUAACAGUGUUACGUUUCAGUGUAACUUUUUACAAUUGGUAGUGCUGGUCUGCACUCUCUUGUGGACGAAAUAAGCUCAUUUAUACUGCAGGGAAAUGCCAGCUGAUGCUAGUUUCACAUAUUAAUCUACCAUAGCUCUUUGAAGGUAAGUACUUGUCACUAAACAAUGAGUUAUCAACCAGUUUCAUACUGUAUAGCAACAAUUAAUUACAAAUUAAGACUCUUUACAUUAACUUUUUGAGGCUACACUCUUGAAUUAUUUGCAUAAACCAACAUACACAUAUCAAGCAUACAAUUAUAAACUCCUGGGCAAGCUAAUGCAAUGCAAUACAGAAGUUUCAGCAUAAAUGUUACCCUCAUAUAGCAUCUGUAUUUUUAGUUUUGCUGUUUAUCAGACAAGUGAUUAUUGUGCUUCAUAUGUAAUAUCAAAACGUGGAAGGGUGCUGAUGUCCUUUAGUGUUGUACAUUUAAAGGUGUUCUCUGUAUUUUGUAACAGAUAUGCACAAUGGGGUCAGAAUUUCAGAAACACCUUUCAAUGCACUCCACUACACUUGCUUCAACAAUCAGUUCAAGUAUCAGUUGUCAUCUGUCUGAUCAUAACAAAACUGAAAAAGUAGAAGUAGAUUGCUGAGUUUUUCAUAAUGUAAAUUCACCAUAAGCAACUGUUGCAUGGGAAGACUUACAUUGAACAGGCAGAAACAUUGACCAGCCUUCUACCACAAUUGUACAGAUCUUAGAAGGUGGACUAGAGAGAGUUGCAGAGAGGGUGAUGAAUAGAGACAAACAACCACAUCCUCUGCAACAGACGAAAUAGACUGACUGCUGCAAUGCCGGGAAUAACGGUGAAAGUUACAUUUGCAAGAACGUCAAAGUGUAACUGACUGUUUGGUCUAAAAUCACUAAUUAUAGCAUGAUGAGGACUUAUUAGUGUUUAUUAUAGCAGAUGGAGUAGAGUAACUUAAGGAUUUAGAUCAACAAUUUUAACAAUACUAUAAUAAAAGUAAGACUGACAUUAGUUGUAGCUGUUGUGAUCAGGACAAGUAGGUCCACAGCAGUAGGUAAUCUGCAGCAUACAAACCUAAUGGCAACAGUGCUCAUCCCUUUGGAAAUGUACACCAACCAGCUAUAUCAUUAUGAAAACAAGACCAUCAAAUGAAACUCAGUAGCACAACUCGGAUAUAAAUUCUACUUUUGAGAAGCUUCUACAUUUCCAUUUCUGUUGACAUGAUCACACAGGUGAUAACUGCUCUUUAGAUUAGUUCCUGGUUGGGUACUAGACUGUAUUUUAUCAAACAGUAUUUCUAAUAUCUUACUCUCCUCAAGCUGAAUAAUGGAGUGGACAAAAUAUUGGGAACACAUUUCAAUGCGGUGCACUCCAGGACUACUCUGACUUUUAUUGUUGAAUUUUAGUAAAAUAAUCAAAUGUCUGAUCAUGUCAACAUUAAUAGAGACAGAGAGCCAGAGAGCUUGGCGCGUCACUACCCCAUCAGUCUAAAGCAUAUAGCAUAUGCCAUAGGUUAGCCCUGUACCUUUUGUAAAAAUCUACAUAUGUAGCUUGACAUGCACUUCCUCCAAGUAUGUGUCGACAAAAAGAAAACAGGCAACAAGUACUGCGAUUAGUCUUCUGGGUAGCAUUGCAUUCAUGAUAAGUCAGCAGCUGCAGAAUUCAUCCCCCUCUGUUUUUCUCUUUUUGCAGUCAUUGUACUAUGAUCAAUGGCUGCUCAUCGUUCAUCAGCUUCAACUCCAACAUACUACUCUUGGAUUCAGUGACCAUGGUUUCAUGUGAACAUACAAGCAGAGAACGUAGCAAAGCUGGCAACAUGAAUCACACUUCUGACGAGCACAUGCUGUAUUGUGGCUACUAUGUAGAGUCAACGCAGUAAUCUGAACCAAGCUAAAGCUUACAAAAGCUCGCCCCUACUUUAUAGGCUUUAUUAAAAAAUGAAGUUUUGAGUCGACUCUUUAAAGCUCAGUGUGAGGUUAUUGAGUGGAAGGUGUCUGCUCUCUGUACAGUGACCAGUAGAUAACAACAGCGAGGCACCUGAUGAUUGACCGCUCCACUUUCUGUUCUGCUUUUAGAGACUGAAAUGAUCACAAGCUGGCCGUGGUCAGGCCUGCACACACCAGAUGAUUUUUUUUUACCAUCCGUUCAACUUAACCUGCCCUUUUAUUAGAACCUGUUGUAUAUUCUUAUAUAUAUUAUAUAUUAUAUUAUAUUCUUAUAUAUAUUCUUAUAUAUUCUUAUUCUUACAUUUUAAAACACCUUUUGAGCCGAUGGAAACAGAGAGGCUUUAUUUUUAAAAAAAAAUUGUGUUCCUGUUAUUUGCGGUGGGUAGGCCUAAUGUAGAUCUACAUGAUUUCAUGUUUCGUGAGGGAAUAUUCUGACCCACUGUGCAUGGCAUGAACACCUCAGUCUAACAUAAAAGAUGAUGUUAAAUCAAUGUCUAUGGCAGUGCAAAACCAAAACUGAACAUUUAGUGUGUAAAGGCAGAAUGUAGAAAAAAGCUGUUGUUUCAGAUAGUAUUACAACUACAAGCAUAUUUUAAUGCUGGUAAAUACAGCAGAAGCACCAGUUGGUCAGUAAGGCUGUAUUGAUCCUCCAGUAUGGGCUGAUAUUAAGAUUCAACAAUAAACACAAUGUUAUGGAUAGAAAGUGAAAAUGUUGAUCUUAUCUUAACCUUUAAGAUACAGCCAUUUUUUUUCAAGCUGUUUCUAUUUGAGUGCCAGGUGUAAAAUGGCAAGAAGCCAGGAACCAUCUGAUAAUUGCCUCAAAUGUUUACUUCCCUAUUUGAAACACAUUAGCAGCAUCGCUUAAAUGCAUUUUAAUCUAAAUUCACAGUGGUCCCUCUUACACUGUGAAGCAGAUUCUUUAGUUGAGCUUAAGCCCCAAGGCUCAAGCCCCAACUGUCUCUAAUCCAGUCACCACUUGUAUUAAUAGCCUGCUAAUGACAUCAGUUUAAGACCAAGAUCAUUAGACACUUUUUCUUUGGUGCAAAGCCAAGCAACUCAUAAUACAUAAUAGUUUACACAUUCAUUUUUGAUCAUCUGCUGAAGAGAUUGAAAUUUUUGUGGCAUUAUUUUGAGAGAUCAUGUUUUUACGCACAAAGACUCGGCUAAAGAUUCGGCUUAUUUGUCAUCUUGUCAUUUUGGUGUCAGAGCCUGAAAGUACUGUGGCUAUAAAACGGUAACACAUCAGCAGUGUGAGAAGAGGAACCAGCAUGCUGUUUGCUUAGUGCUAUAUCUUGCUUGUAAUGUUUCUGUUGACCUUCUAUGUCACUUCUCAUGUAGACUUGAUCGUCUGUUUAUCCUGCUCGACACGGGAACAACACCAGUAACCAGGAAAGCAGCAGCCCAGCAGCUCGGAGAAGUUGUUAAACUCCACCCACAUGAGUUGAAUAACCUCCUGUCAAAGGUAUGUGGGGAAGAGUUUUCCUCAGACCUCCUCAUUUAAGAAUAUUUGUUUCUGCAGAUGAAAAUGUGAUGAUAAGAUAAUGCAAUGAAGUUUAAGUCAAGUUAUAGCUCAUAAAAAAAUUAUGCUGCAGUUGUUGUAAUUUAGCCUUUUUUGGUCCAUUACAAGGUCCUGACCUACCUAAGGAGUCCCAACUGGGACACUCGUAUAGCGGCAGGCCAAGCUGUAGAGGCCAUAGUGAAGAAUAUCCCUGAGUGGGACCCGGCACCCAGGCCUAAAGAAGGUGAGCUUGUGAAUCCUUCAUUUCUAAUUUGUUGAUUUUUAACUUGUUUUGAGUGUAGGGAAACUUUCAUAUUCAACUUUGUAUUCUGAGUUCACUUUUUGAAAUGACCCCCAGCUUUGUUCAACUCUUCAUCACAGAAUUAUUGCUCAUAAAAUGCUCAUUGCACUCAUGUUCAUAUAGGUUAGGUUUUGUUUUCUUGUUUCAAACCUCAGUGGAGAGGAAUCUGAGUAAACAUAUUCUCAACUUUGUCAGUCAAAUAUCUCUGUUGCAACAGUAUUGCUAGCAGUAAACUUCACACACUGUGUCUCAAAAUGACCGUCCUAGUCACCAUAUUGAAUGCAAUUUCAGAAUGGAGAAUAAGUUACAGUUAAAAAUCUUUAUCUCUUUAGAAGGUCCUGGAAGCCAUAACUUAAACUUAACUCAUCUUUAAUCAAGCGAAAUUUUAACACAAGUCCUAAUCCAGUUUCUUGAUGUUGUCAAAAGACAGUAACCGGACCUGAAACCCUGAGGAAGUAAUGGGCUGGAAAUAUUUCACUGACCUGCCAGCAGACACAAAAACACAACAUAUGUGGGCUUAUAUAAGAGUGUGGGUCAGACUUAAUUGCAAAAGGUUUUGUAUUGAACAGCCAAAUCCUCUUCUACAGACAUAAAUCCAAAUCAGGCACAGCCAGACACUGUGAACAGGGUUUAGUUGUGUGUGUGUGUGUGUGUGUGUGUGUGUGUGUGUGUGUGUGUGUGUGUGUGUGUGUGUUGGCUUAUUGUCUGUUCAUUGAUGAAACAGAGAGACCAAACAUCCCUCAAGUUGAUCACCAUUAUUAUUUGACAUAUCAUCCUCAGUUGUGAAACAGAACUCAUUAUUCAACAUGGAAAUAAGUGUUUGUUUCCUUAUCAUGUCAUAUUAUUUGAAAUGUAGUAGAUGUGAAGAUUAAAGUUUGCCUGUCUGCUGCAUCUGCGUUGCUGUGUAUAAUGAUGCACCUUAAAAACCGUACAAAAAUUUGACCGACAAAAUGAAAGUAAAUUUUGGCCUGUUUCAACUGUCGUAUUGAAUAACAGCUAAAUAGACGAGUCAAUGAAAUCUAUCAUUGAUCUAUUGCCAAAAAAAUGCGUCAUCAAGGGCUUCUCCAAGUUUUACACUGUUAGCUGACUCCAUAGCAUCACUCAGUCAACCAAUGAUUGCACCUGUGUGCUAUAUGAUAAGCUUUGUUGUGCUACGUUUAUCCCAGUAGAGCUGGUUUGCCGUCAUCAGUGUUUUUGACAAAGCGCUCUUUUUCCCCUCUGUCCACAUAAAUCAGCGUCAUGAAACAUUGAGAAUCCCAUGCGUAUUCUUCAUUAAAGGCAUCAGUGAAGACCUGAUCAGAUUCAUCAAGUUGCAAAAGAAAAAUAAAUGUGAAUUUAUAAAGCUAUUCUCUUUGUGGUUGGCAGAGUCUUGUGAAGAUUUAUCUCCAGAGGAUUCCUCAUGUGACCGUCUGACUUUCUACCACUUUGACAUCUCCCGCCUCCUCAAACACGGAGCCUCUCUGCUGGGAUCUGCCGGAGCUGAAUUUGAGUUGCAGGAUGAUAAAACUGGUUUGUGGUGUUUUUUUGUUUUCUGUUGCUACUCCUGCCAUGUUUUCAUAAACUGUGUCUAUGUGGAGAUAAAGUUGGGUAUGUUGAUUGUAGCUCAUGGAAAGGAAAUGUUUGAAUCAUCAGAGCUCUCAAAACAUUGUAGGAUUGUCUUUUGGAGACCCUGCAGCACUACAAAUAAAAAUUGAACAUAAACUGCUCAGUGAUCAAACACUCUGAAGUACAGUAACAAGUAUCUGUAGGCCAGCAGGUAAGAACUCAAAUGUGUUUCAUUGAUAAAAGCAUUGAAACAUUUCUAAGGAGCUUUUAUAUCUCACCCUCACCCUUUCUCUUGUUUAGUGAGAGAAGUGUGCUUUAGCAAGGUUUAAAAUCUCCGUUUGAAUCACGUCCUUGCCCCUGAGUCAGAGAGAGGCUUUCAAUGUUGGACCAAAUUUCAAGAAAAAACACAGAGACACUUGUAGCUUGUGACUCGGCAGUGGUAAACCAAUAAGUUUCUGUUGGAUCGAACAUAUUGGGCUUUCAGGUAGUUUAUUUUCUCUGCUGGCUCCUCAUCAUAUCUGUUUUACUUCGAGUUCAGUCAUCAGCCAAUCAAAGCUUUGACUCAGAUUAGUCUAAGUAGCACCAGUGGGAUGAUUUAAAACUGUCAUAAGUAAGUGAUCUCACUCAGUGUCAUGUCACUACCCUAAAGGUAUGAAAAGCUGCACUGGUUAGAAUACCUGAUUUGCUCCAGAACUGGACAGCAUAUGGGUCAGGAUUGCAGUCUACAAAUCAGCAGCCAAAGCAUUAUGUUGUCAGACAAGAAGAAUAUUCACAUUUAAUUCCUAUAGCAGAUUUGAAGUCAAUUUAUUACCUUUUUGAAUUCGAAAUUUAGGACUUAAUUUCCUCUGGAACCCUGUUAGGAUGCGGAUAUCGCUCUUUUAAACAAACUUUUUUUUGUGCUGUCAUGAUCUUGAAAUGCACUGCUACCUGGUCUGUACUCUCUAUCAAUCUGCUUUUUGCCAAUCACAUCCCUCAUAGCCACCAUAUUUUUUCACACUAUAAGGUGCACUUAAAAUCCUUUUGGCUUGUCUACCGUAGCUUCACAGACUUAUUGAAUGAGUUAAAUAAAGUUUGACUUAUCUGACUGUUUUGUUUGGCUUAAUGUGCCUUAUAAUUUGGUGCGCCUUACGUAUGAAAAUAGACACGAAUAGACCUGUUCAUUGAUGGUGCGCCUUAUAAUCAGGUGCGAAAAAUACAGUAUUUUAUUUUCAAUGUUUCCUAGCCUGAACAACAGCUUUUGUAGGGAUGCUGAAGUUAUGAUGAAAACUCAACCACCAAACAACUAGAAUACCAUUAGCUGUGUUUAAAUAUGAGUUGACUUUACUGAUAGUCAUUUAUAUUUUAGCUUCAUGUAUGUAAACAUGUUCUUGCACUGAGCCCUGACACCACUUGCUGCUUUUCGGUUUGGCUAAAUAUAGAAUGCUAUCUGUGAUUUUUACAGAGCUACAUAUGAUACUCUCUCUGUAUGUAUGUAAGCUGCCAGCGCUGAACGUUUUUGCCUCUCAUUUGUCUCUGUUGUUCACGUAUACUGCACAUGAUCAGACUCGGGUGUCCCCUGACUCUCUUUCCUUUUUAUUUUCAGCUGAGAUGGACCCUAAGGAACGUCUGGCCCGCCAAAGAAAGCUCCUUCAGAAGAAGUUGGGCCUCGACAUGGGUGCUGCUAUCGGCAUGGACACUGAGGAUCUGUUCAAUGAUGAGGACCUGGACUACACCUGCCAACCCAGUGGACUCAGAGCUCAUGGAAGCAAAGCCACAGCUGGAUCAAGCUCCAGAAACCAUGUGGUAAGAAACUUUUGAGCCCUAAACUUUAACUCAGUAGGCCUAGCUUUCACUUGUUUGUGACUCUGCGGUUCAGAGUGAGAAGAAAAUAAACACAGGUGUGAGAGAGGAAGUGCGCCUGUGUUUACUGCUUUGAACAGCAGUUUUGUGAAGCGAUUCUGUGGUUUAGGGUAAAGCUCUGACUUACCAGGCCACAUUUUAUUCAAUAAACCCAGUCUGGGGUAUUUUCGCCACUUAUGAAACAGUCUUAAUUGAAAACUGUUCCAGCUAUUUGACCUUGAAAGGACACCAUGAAGGCAGAUCAGAGCAGACACUAAUUCCAAUAUUAAAAUCUGAAAAUUAAUUUGCUGGCUGAUUCUAUGAGCAUGUUGUAAAUAAAAAACAUGAAGUAAUGUUGGAGUGAAAUUGAGGAUGACAUAAUUGUUUGGUGAGAGUGAAAAAAGAUAAAUGUUCAGUGUGUGGGUGUGUGGGAGGAAGCAGUCUGACAGCUCGUGGUAAGAAACUGUUACACAGUCUGGAUAUGUGCGUGUCUGUGUUAUAGAGCUCCACAAAUGAGAUCUCAAUGACAAUCACAAGGACUUGAUCAGUCUUAUUUAUUUAUUUUAAGGGUCAACCUCUCCCCUGUUUGUUUAUUUAGAAACCUAUAUUUGCGUCUUCAUGAUUCCCAGGGUUAGAUUAUGACCAAGAAAGAGCCCUGACAUUUUUAUUUGAUCCAAUUUCCAAUUUCGAUCAGUCUAGAUGAUGAUACAGUCAACAAAGAAUUUGAACAUGUAGUGGAGUUUUUUUAGGGAGUGGUAUUAAACAGUCCACUAUGCUAACAGAUACAACAUUACUGCAACAUUACUGUCUUUAGUCUUUGCUCACUCUCUCCCUCUGCUUUACUGACACACCUGAUCCACUUCCUCUCUGGCUGUUUUGCUGCAGAUUUUUUUCUGUCUUACACCAGCUUUAAACUUCAUCUCUGUCAGCUGUGUGAUGGCUGCGAAACGCUCGGUUUUCAUCUUGGUGUGCGUGUCAACAGAUUAACCCCCUCACACUGCCAGCGUGAGUAGCGCGUCUCAUGCAGAUAUCACGGUAGUGUCAAAAAUCUGAAGAAAAGAAAGCUCACUGAUGUUCAUGACACAGUUCAUUUCACAAACAUAAAAAAUAUACUAUGAAGGAUCUUCAGGAAUUCAUUUCCUACAAAAAGCCUGACCUGUUCUCUGUGGAGAGACUCCUCGUUUUUUCACAAGGACAGUUUUGUGUCCUUGUGUGAGGACAGUUACUUAAUUUAAAAAAAAAAAAAGGGACUUGUGCAUGAUAAAAAGUAGGCAUAACUUUUGGCAUGUGGGCUGCAGGUAAGAUACUUAAUAUCAUAAAAAAAUAAAUGAAUAGAUAGAAUAAAGUCCUAAAACAGAGUCAGGUCAUUUGGUUCUCAGUUGCCUAUAUAAUAUAAUCAGUUAGAGCAUUUGAUUGGAUAUUAGUCUGACCUCCCCCCUCCUUCUUUCUCUGUGACAGCGUGUUUGUGUCUUUGUUCAAAGCUACUGGUAUUUAACAGUUAAUUUCAAAAACAGUUUUGCUGCUCAUGAGAUAAUGUUUUGAAAGUUUAACCCCUGAAACCGCUCCUCUGUGGGUACAGCAAACAACCUGAUAAGGGACGAGUGGUUAGUUUCUAUAUGUUAUUGUUGCAUCAAAAAUGAUUAUGGCAGGUCACAUGUCUCUUCACCCUUUCUUGGAAAAAAGAUCCUGAUGGCAUUUAUAGAGCUAAAACAGUUAAAUAGUUACAAGUUUAUGGUCAUGUUUUGGGAAAAACUUGUGGGAGAUACGAGGCUGACAGCAGUGACUCACACUGCCGAUGUGCAGACAGCACACAUCCUAUGUAAAUGCCAUGUUGUCAUGUGUCACAGCCAUUACCCAGCUGUCACAAGUCCAGUCAGAUAAUCUAAGGUUGGUGAAUACUUACUGUGAGUUACAUUUUUUGGACUAUAGGAAAGCCAAAUUAUGUUUCAGUUUUGAUUAAUGGUGCAUUUCUCCUCUUCAGUAUGACACCUUUUAACCUGAUUGGGGAUCAGCAAAAAGAUUGUGACCUUGAAGUGUUGCAGAUGUUUCGUUUUCCUUUUUGUCCUCGCAUCUCUUACUGAACUAGUGCUUCAUGAUUGUUAAAGCAGUCCUUGCAGCCCCAAGUAGUUUACCAGCUGUGUGUCCUUGCAGUCAGAUAAUGUUGAUGGAUCUAAUGGUUUGUCUGCUCUCAACUGUGCAUAAGUGGAAGGAUGUCAGGAAAAAGUGUAAAUUGAAAAUUGUAUCAAAAUGAAUGCAGCGAGGCUUCAGUUGUCAAACCCAUGUCCUUAAAAAACCUUUACUCCAUCGCUCUAAAAAAGCUUGCCCUGAUAGGAUCUCCUCUGAAUUUGUUUUCUACUUUGUUCUGACUCGGCUCUUGUUAUCUGUGUGGCCUGACAGUCUGUUCGGUGACUCACUCCGUUGUUCCCAAUGAAUCAAACCUUAGUGUGUUUUUGUGUUACCUGUUUUAGCCUUCGAUCACGCUCUUGUCUUUAUCUGUUCUGCUUGUGUUCUGAAGUGCUCCAUUACUUUCCAUUUCAAACCGAACAAGACUCAAGUGUUGCAACAAAAAAGGUCUAAAUGCGUCCUCGGUGACUGUCAGAUUCAUGGCUAAUAUUUCAAACAUGGCUCAAAUAAUUGUCUUUUAUUUUUUAUUUGUGUGCAGCUGAACAGGCUUUAUGUACUCUGGGGCUUUCUUCAUGCCAUAGAAUCAUGAGUGUUACUCAUGGAUGCCUCAGCUGAGUGGACCACAUGAAGAUUUAUGUUGCUUUGGGGCAGAUUUUACUUUAAAAAAAAAAACAAGACUUAUUCAAAAAUCUGCAUUGCAUUGUUGUGUAAACUCUGUGAGGCGGCCCAGAGGGUCAUGACUGACCUGCAACAGCCAAUCCUGUGACCUGAACUGACCUCUGACAUUACAUAAAGUGUGAAAUGAACUAGAUAAACAGAGUGGAAAUCAUCUACUUUAGCCUGACCUCAUCUCACACCGUUCUCGGGAACAUGACUUUCGCUCCAUAACAUAACACAACAGUGCGUCAUUCAGUCUGGGCAGCGAUACUCACCGCUUAAGCUCUUAUUGGUUUAUCUUUCUGGACCAAGCCUGGAGUAGACAAGACUGAUACGUCUGAUAUUCACUCAGCGCAGACAGUAAGAAGGAAGGGUUCAAUGUAUAGCUUCCAAAGUGGCAAGCUAUACAUCCUGUCAGAGGCGAGGUGUCCAUCAAACCAGAAAAUGAAUGUUUCACUUUCUUCUUGGGGAGGAAAUUGAACCCCAACCUGCCUUGAAAGCAAACCAUUAGCGCUCCAGUCUGUAUAAUCUGAAAUCUUUGAUUGACUACUCAGGUUUUUAAACUUUGUGACACAUGGUAGAAGUUUGGUCUUAUGUGACCUCCGACAAAAAUGGCAUUUAUUAUUACUAUUACUUUUUGCUUUGGGUGCUGCUGGGUACUAUGCCCGGGUAAUGUCUUUGGCCCUGCGAUUCCCACCCCUACUCUAGUUAUAAAACGAGUAACAUAUUCUCUGUUGUAUUUUUAGCCUAUUCAAGCCGCUGAGUUGAUCGACUCAGAGUUCAGACCAGGCAUGAGCAGUCGACAGAAGAACAAGGCGAAGAGGAUGGCCAAGCUGGUGGCCAAACAAAGAUCCAGAGACGUGGAUACAAAUGAAAAAAGGUGGGAUUAUAUAAACCAUGUCUGAAGCAUGUCUAGUGUUACUUUGAUGCGUCAAGUUGAAACUGUCUCAUCAGGGUUAUCUGUUUAGAGUCAAAUAACGUUUGUUUUUAAGACUAAACGAUCGCCAUCCUGUUCCCUUUCCCCGACAGUAACGACAGUUUCGAGGGCGAACCCGAGGAGAAACGGAGGAAAACAACAAAUGUAGUUAUUGACCAACCAGCAACAGAGCAUAAAGUCUUAAUCGACAACGUUCCAGAUCACUCCAGUCCAUCGGAAGAUGUAAGGAGUCCUUAAAAUAUUUCAUAACUCAUCACAGUUUGAUCCUGGUGUACCUCAUAUCUCGCUGCUUUCUUUUCAGACACACGAGUGGCCUCUGGAGAGCUUCUGCGAGGAGCUCUGCAAUGACCUCUUUAAUCCUUCAUGGGAGGUAAAAAUACAGAACUUCAGUUAAUAACGCAAAUUGGAUCUCCAUACAGAAAAAGGACAGUGCUAGAUGAAUGCAAACGAAGAAAAAAACAGGACUGUAUGUGGUUGUUCUCAGAUUCGUCAUGGUGCAGGCACGGGUCUUAGAGAAAUCCUCAAGUCUCAUGGUGCAGGGGGAGGAAAGCUGGUGGGGAGCACUUCAGAACAGGUACUUGAUAACCCUCCCUCCUCAGGUUUGAAGAUUCAGUUGAGACUGAAAUAUGACACAGGCUCUUUGACAUUUUGGAUUAGAUGCUGCGGCAGCAUCAGGAGUGGAUAGAAGACCUGGUCAUCAGGCUACUCUGUGUCUUUGCUCUGGACCGCUUUGGGGAUUUUGUGUCUGAUGAGGUGAGUUUUUGUCUUUUGUCUCCAAUGGGGGAAGAUUUUUGCGGAUCCUUGGGGGGUCGUUUCAUUACAAAAUCUUGUCUUCUUGUUUUUAACCAUGUAGUUAAGAGAGGGGUUCAUUUUUUUUAUUAUUUUGAUUUUGGCAUUCACUCUUGCCUCUCCCAGAUAUACUACUUGUGUAUUUACUACAUCUGACUUAUUGCAUGUUGUUCUCUAGAUUGCAUUGAGUGAAAUGGUUCAUUAGACAGUACAGGUUUGAUUUGCCAUUCUUAAAGCCUUGUUUCUAAGUUUUAUUGAACCCAGAAAAAGCAUUUGCAACUUUGAUGUUAUGUGUUUUUUUUUUCCUGCAUCAUUUAAUGGCUUAUGCUGUAAUGUUGUAGCAUACACACAUGUUGGGCCUUUAUCUCAUUUUCAGGUUCCUCUAAGUGACUAAAACUGAAUGGUUUAUGUUUUAGCUUUGGAAAUAAAUGGUCACACAAAAUAUACAGCAACAGCCAAUUCCUGUUCAAACUGAAUGCCUCUUAGACAUGCAGAUCGGCACCAGCACUCAGAUGAAGCUUGAACCUCUAGAAAAAUCCUUGUCCCAGAAAAUCAUAUACAUAUGGUGGCUCAGAGGGAUGCAGAGCCAGUGUCAGUGUUCAUUAGCUGUUGUCUGUUACUUGCUAACCAGCUCAAUGUGUUCAGACACCUUCUUGUUUGGUACAUCACUGAUACUUUGUUCCUUUGCCAGGUUGUGGCUCCUGUCAGGGAGACGUGUGCACAGACACUUGGUGUGGCCCUUCGGCACAUGAAUGAAACUGGCGUUUCCAUGACAGUAGACGUCCUGCUGCAGCUGCUCAAAGAAGACCAAUGGGAAGUCCGCCAUGGAGGCCUGCUGGGGAUAAAGUAUGCCCUGGCUGUCCGUCAGGUACCACCUGUUCUUCUGCUUGUGUAAAGGAUAGGCUGUCAAGCAUAGAAGGGUCCAGUAUGUUCAGUCUGAACGCCGUAUGACCGCGGAUAAAAAGUGUGAGGAAUGGAAUGACACAUGCAUGUCAGCGUAUGUGGGGAGACGUCAGUGGAAACCUGUGGGUUUCUGUUUUAUUCAGCUCAUGAAUCCAAAUGAAUCUCACCUGUCUCUCCCUCUGCAUCUCAGGACCUGAUAUCUGUGUUGCUGCCCCGUGUGCUCCCAGCCAUCACUGUGGGUCUGCAGGAUUUGGAUGAUGAUGUCAGAGCUGUGGCAGCUUCAUCCCUCAUCCCUGUGGUGGAAGGUUUGGUACAGCUACUUCCCAGCAAGGUCAGAGAAAGCAAAAGAAGUGCAUUUUAAACCAAAAAAUAUGCCUGAAGUUUUAGCAUUACAGAGAUUUUUCUGUGUGUUCUUCAGGUGCCCUUCAUAGUCAACACACUGUGGGACGCUCUUUUGGACCUAGACGACCUCACAGCUUCUACUAACAGCAUCAUGACGCUGCUGUCUUCACUGCUCACCUACCCGCAGGUCCGACAGUGCAGGUCAGUCUGAGGGAAGGUCACACAAGAAGGAAACGCUCCCGCACUAUACAGUGUGUCCAGGAACAAACAGCCUCAACUAGUACCAGUAACAUGAUGUUAAUGAGCAGCUUUGUGUGUGAUGAAAAUAAGUAAUCAAAUAAGUAAAAUAAGGCAAGUAAAUGAAGUAGUCAGCAAAACCAGCAAUGGCGGGCAAUGUUGAUCACACGACUUCUCCUGAUAUUGUGCAUCCCACUCUGGUAAACCUUACACUGACAUCAGCUAUGGCAUGUUUGCAGUCAGAAGUUUUCAAGUCACAAGUGAAGCAUUUCUGACACCCGUCAAAAUGUCAAGAAUUCGACAUAAGGGCUACAAAGAUUGAAGGGUUGGCGAAUGUUAAAUUUUUGAGACCCUGUGCUAAAUCAUCAGCUGGCAGAUUAGAUUUUCCUGCUACCAUACCUGCCUACAAAUAUAGAAGGAGUGACUUACCUCUCAUUUGCCAGAAGGUGUCCUCUGUAUUGUCUGUUUGUGUGUUAGGUAGUGUAUCACCAGUGCUAGGACCUUAACUAUACUUCAUUUGAACUUGAUUUACAUGAAGAAAAAUACACUGCACAUCCACUCAGCAAAUCUUUCAAACAGAAUCUAACACUGGCUGACUACUAAAGUCUAGGUACAAGUGUAAAUCUUAAUCCUGCGACUGUCUUUCAUCCAGUUUUUUUUUCUUUCAUCCAGCAUGCAGCAGUCAUUAACAGUCCUGGUUCCUCGAGUUUGGCCGUUCUUGAGACACACAAUAUCAUCGGUUCGAAAGGCGGCACUGGAGACGCUUUUCACCCUGCUGUCUAAAUCUGAGCAGGUAAAUCUGAUCAAGAGUCACUAACAAAGUGUAAUAAAAGCAGAAUUAUUAAACUCUUUAAUGGAACCUUUUAUUGUUUAAACUUGAAGGCUCAUGUUUUCUGUUGUUAUUCGCCAGAGCUGUGCCAUGUGGAUUAACCCCAUCCUACAGGAAAUGCUUCGACACAUAUUCCAGUCCUGCAUACUGGAAAGCAACGAGGAAAUCCUUGAACUAAUCCAAAAGGUUUGUCGUUGAUCUAAAGCACCACUUAUACCAUGGGUUAAAUAAUAAAAGGAACUUUCAAUUUAUGGAAACAAUUAAAUACUUCCAUCCUUUUAUUUUCUAUGAAGACAUCUUGCCUUUUCGUGUCGUCAUGUGCAGGUUUGGAUGGAGCUGCUGUCUCAGGCCCCUCAACAGUACGUGGUGGCGGCCAGCUGUCCGUGGAUGGGCGCCUGGCUCUGUCUCAUGAUGCAGGCCUCACAUAUUCCAAUCGACAUAAACAUGCUGCUUGAAGUAAAGGCCCGCUCCAAGGCAGGAUACUUUCUUCACCUUCUGAGAUCUUGUGUUUGUCUCUUCUCAGCUGAUAUUUUGUGUUUCUUACGAAUGUGUCUGUGUACGCUUUUUCUUGACGUAUUAAUAUCACAAUGAUGCAGUGCUUCUGUAAUGAUAAAUAACUGUCUUAGUAUGACUUGUGCAGGGUUUCAGUGACUAGGGGACAUUUUCUUUUCAUGCAAGUUCAUGCAAAUAUUGUGUCUGAAGUUGCUAGGUGACUUGGCAGAUUGUGUGAGAUAAUAAGAGACUCAAAGGUCUUUUGAAUUUGUUUGUUUGAAUCAGCAAAGCUAGUCUGGAGAAGCACUUAAAGACAAGUGCAGGUGUGUCAUCUGCAAAUUACAACAUCAUUCAACCCAAAUGACGGAAACAGUUUUAUGACAGUCUGACUUUAGGAUCAGAGAAAUUGAAAAUGGGAGCAGUUUUUCUUACCUUCAAAUUAAGAGGAGUUGAUUUAAUAGGGUAGCAGUCCUAAUACUUAAGGAUUGGAUUUAGGAAAGAGAGGUAUGACUUUUCUCAGCAGAUACAUAUAAUGACCUGCUUCUUAUAACUGUUCCUGAUCAAUCAGUUCUUGAUGUCACAUUUUGUGUUUUUAGAUAAAUUGAAUUUGGAAAAGUCUGGGGAAGCUCUCCAGGAAGAACUAAUGGCGACAUUUUUAUCUGCUUUUCUCUCCAGUGAAUGAAUAGCAUCAUUCAUAAAUAUAUUUACUAUGCCUCUAUUCAGCAGGUGAAAGUUUCUCUGUACUAGAAAAUGAAUGUUUUCUCGUUCUAACAGGAUAAGGCUGGUACAAAGGGCCGUCAAGGGAACAACCAGGUGAAGGAAACGGUUCAGGAGUACUUAGCAGGUGCGGAGACGGUGACAGAUGACCCAGUGACACGGGACUACGUGGUGAUUCGUGCUCGUCUCAUGGCUGCUAGGUAGGUUUGGGGUGUUGAUUCAGAGGUAAUAUGUUUACAGUGCUGUUCUUUGGUUUAACUUAUGACUUGAGCUGCGUUUGUACCAAGCGGUCUGGCUCAGUUCUUUACAAUUAUUUGCCUUUGUCCCAUCAAAAUGCCAAAAUAAGAGGUUGCUAGCAUCCUACCUUUUUGGCACCCUUGUGUUGGGGCACUAAGAAAACCUAUCCAACCCUGAAGGGUGGAGCUAGACACACUGCAAUCCUUUCAAUGCGAGAGAAGGAAGAAAGGAGAUGGUAUCUGAUUAUAUCUCUCCUAACCUGAUGUUAUUUGAUCAGUAAAAGUACAUACAGUUAUGAGUUAUGACCUUGUUCUAUGUACUUGAUGUGCAGACACCAAAUGGGCAGUGAGAGAUGCAAAUACAUUUUUCCUGUAACACCUUAUCUAAUAGUUGACCCGGCUCUCCUGCAGUGAGUGUGAUUCAUGGUGUGAUGUUGACUGUAUCAGCACUCUUUCACUGGGCCAGCACUUUUUUUUAAAACUAUAAAAUAUAAAAACAAUAGAUAUAAUAUUGUUUCGUGCACAACCCCAACAGUAUGAAUGAUUCUCUAUAAGGACGCACACCCAAAUCCAGCCAUUCUGAAGCUUUACCGCAGUCGGUAUGCGUGCUGUUUGGAGCGCCUAAAGGUACAGUUGGCUGUGGAAACACAAACAGGAUCAGGGUUUACAGUACCAAACUGCACUGAGCCAAACCAGACCACUCGAUGGAAAUGCCCCAUUUGUCUCAGAAAUAAAAAGAAGCAGACUUGUUGGUUAAAUGUUUGGCAAACAGCUCUGACAGUGUUUUUCCUCCCUCUCCAUCUGUAAUACAGAUUGCUGGGGGCUUUGUGUAGGUGUAUCUGUGACCCUCAGCUCAACGCCGCAUCUCAGGAGAUCCGACCAGCUGAGUCUUUGGGCCAGCUGUUGCUUUUCCACCUCAACUCCAAGUCCGCCCUGCAGCGCAUCGCUGUGUCUCUGGUGCUUUGUGAGUGGGCUGCACUGCAGAAGGUGAAAACCUCCAACGGAGUUUGUCUAUUACGCAAUCUUCAAAAUUUUCGGGUGGCUCAUGAGUGCAGAAUAAUCAGAAGUGCAUUUGUUUCUCUCUCUCAGGACUGUCAGCCAGUGUCCUCCAUGGUGCAGCCUCGUCUUCUAGCUAUUCUGUCAGAGGAGUUGUAUUACGAUGAGAUCGCCAUCCCCUUCACACGCAUGCAGAAUGAAUGCAAGCAGCUCAUCGCACUGCUGGCUGAGUCAAACAUAGACCUGCAAGACCGUAUCAACUGUAGUGUUUUCACGAUUGAUCAAGCUAAUGAACUGGUAAGUCCAGCUGCUCAUACAUGUUGGAAAAACCUACUUCAAACAAUAAAACUGGAACCUUUUUACAGGCCACUUCAGUCCAGAAUGAACAAAGUUUCAGUCUUUGUCAAAGAGAAUAUUUAAAAAUAUCAUCCUACUGCAAACUCAGUUAACUUUCAGUCUCCUUCCCUGCUUGUUUCCUAGGUAACCACCAUCUUUACGAACACAACAGGAGCUCUGGACGUCAAAUCCAAACAGUGGCAGGCACUGGACAGUAAACGACAGCAGGCUCAGGCCACAGUGCUCGAGACCAGCGCAGAAUGGCAGCAGCUGCAUCUGCGCGUUCACAUGUUUACAGCCUGCGCGGUCAUUAACCUGCAGGUUCUUCCUGACAAGCUCAACCCUCUGAUCCGCCCCCUGAUGGAGGCCAUCAAGCGGGAGGAGAAUACCCUGAUCCAGGGUUACGCUGCUUCUUUCAUUGCCAAGCUGCUGCAGCAGUGCGCCGGACGCUCACCGUGCCCAAACCCCAAGAUCAUCAAAAACCUCUGUGCCUCAGCCUGUGUGGACUCUGCAGCCACACCCUCAUCUGCCUGCCCUGUCCCCCCCACACAGGAAAAUGCCAAAGGUAAGACUUGAAGAGAAAUGUGGGUUUCAAUGCUGAUUAUCAAGCAUUUUAUUGCAGUCAUAAAACUUUAAACAUUCUCAAGAAAAUAUUACAUAGAACAUUUUAAAGCUUCAGUACAGUGACCCAUCACAAUCCUUGUCAUUACAGAAUUGUAUUUUGUUAAAAUGACCUCCCAGUAGUUCUUUAAAUUCUCAGUUAUGGAUCAACCUGGCAACCCACUGCUCAACAUCCACAGUAACCUUAACAGCUAAUGCAUUAAAUGAUUGAUUUAUAGUGACAUGCCUAAACGGCCAAAUUCAUUUCAAAAUUCUCCUUAUUCUCUUCUCCUUAUUUCCUCUGUCUAUAGGCUGCGGGUUGGAGAAAGACGGCAUGCAUCACAUGGUCAACAAAACCCGAGGAAUCAUCACCCUCUAUCGUCACCAAAAGGCAGCAUUUGCCAUUACCAGUAAAAGGGGGCCAGCCCCUAAAGCCCCAAAGACACCCACCACAGAGCUUCCUCCUGGCAGCACCAUCUGCACUGAUAAUGACGAGGUAAGGGGUCACCACUGAAGGACAUUUGUCUCAUUUCAGCCAGCGCUUGUGCUGAUCCGUAUUCACCUGAUUUGUUUUUUUGUUUUUUUUUUCAGAGCAAGAAACCAUUUCUCAUUCAAAGACGGGGGGCAGAAUUCUCCCUAACAACUGUAGCUAAGCAUUUCGGCUCAGACCUCGCCAAGUGUCUGCCGUACCUUUGGGAGAACACAGUGGGACCUUUGAGAGCAGCAGUGACUGACAGUUACUGCAUUGGUAGGUCCUUAUGGUUUAUCAUCUUUUAAUCUUUGAUAGACUUUAGUUUUACAGCAGCUUUGUUACCACACCCUGCACUGAUGUUUGUGGUAUGGCCUGCUGCAAUGUUAACAAUCUGCUUUUGACUUAAUUACAAGUUACUGUUGUAAUUUAAUUGCAUCAUGUGCAUCAUAGUUCAACCCCUGAAUAAUCAGGUUGUGCGAGCUUUGUCAUCUAGGUGCUUUGGGUGUAGAUCUUACAAUGAUACACAUAUAGUUUUCCAGUUUUAUUGGUAGAAGAUUAAGACUGAGUUUGGCUGGUUGUUUUUUUUUUAUGUGUUUCUUUUAAGGCUUGUUUAUCUACAAAGAAGAGCACAGCCCCUCAGCAUGUAACCCCUUAACUUGUGUACAAAUGGUUUUGAGUGCUAAAUUUGGUGUUUUGUUCAGCACCAUUUGUUUUCCUGUUUGGGAUUAAAAAGAUUUUAGCUCAUAGUAUAAAGGAUGUGAUUUUCUUGGAUUUAUCCAGAAUUCUGUUAGUUUUUUUUCUCCUUGAAGAGGUGACAUGAAUCAUGAUGACUGUACAAAGUUAUAUCCAAGAAAAGUGGUUUUCAAAGGCUGUUAGGGGAAAGGGACCACCUCGAGUCAUACAGGCCUGAAUGUGGUAGCAAACCUUUAAUUUACAGCAGCUGUGUUGAUGUUUGGGAUAAACUCAGUCUGUUGUGUUUCACUUAACAGCUGUUUGUGUUUCUCAGUGUUUCUUGAUAAAUACUGUUGUUUCCAGAACAGUGUUGGAGACAAAAGCAGGGUCAUGUGUGCAAUCAAUGCUCUUCUGCAGAAACUGUCUGAAAUGCCUGAGUUUGUUGUCUUCACUCUUCAGAACUGGAUGUUUUGUUCUGAUCAGCCCCGUGUGUCUCUCGCAGACAGGCAGGUGCAGCUUGAGAGAGGAGACACGGCAGCUCAGGAACUGGUGAACUCUCUACAAGUGCUGGAGGUCAUGGCUGGAGCCAUGGCUGCUGAACUCAAACCUCUGGUGAGACUACUGGUGCCCCUGCUGCUCACUCUGCUUAUUAUACACCAUCAUCCACGGAUCUUCAUCACAGAUUUGAAUUUAACCAUAUGCAAACGCAACAAUUCAAUGUACCAUGUGUAGUUGACGGGGGACUCUCGUGGUCACUGGGUGUACUUUAAUCAUGUUACAUGAAGUUUUCCAUGUAGUGUUUUAAGUUAGUGACUACAUUUCUGAGCGACCUACCAUUAGCCCUUUUACUACUUAAAAAAGAUGAAAGUUUGUUUUAAGACAGAUUUUCGUCAUACCACUGAGCAUAUAAAUUAUUUUUGUAAAGCAGUUACUCGGUUUACUCAGAUGUCCUUGCAUAUGUUGAGAGAGCCGUAGACCAACGAAGGAUUUGAAGAAGUUAAUUCUAUAGUGUCAUUCCAAAAAUUUGAUAUCAGAGAAGAUAAUAUUUUAUUUUAUUUAAUUCAACCUUUAUUUAACCAAUUAGGAAAACCCAUUGAGAGCGAGAUCUCUUUUACAAGAGUGACCUGGUCAAGAGGUCAGCAGCACACGUCACAAUAAUAAUAAAAUUCAAGGUCAACAUAAAAUAACACAAAAAGUACUUUUUGAAAGUGCAUACGAAAUUUCCGAUAAAGUAAAGGAAAAGAAAUAACUUAAACAGAAACAUAAUUAAAAACACAGGCACUGUUCCAUGAUCUCCCAAAGUCUGUCAUGUAAAGCUUAUUGUGUUGUCCUUAUCUUUUCCCCCUAGCUCUUGGAGCACCUGCCUCACCUGUUCACCUGCCUGCAGCACCCGUACACAGCGGUGCGUCACAUGACCGCUCGCUGCGUGGGCGUGCUCAGUAAGAUCGCCAUGCUGGAGACCAUGAACAGUUUCCUGGAGUGCGUGCUCCCCUGGUUGGCAGCGAUUGGCGACUGCACCAAACAGGAAGGCGCCAUCGAGGCUUUAGCCUGUAUCCUUCAAACAAUGACUCAGUUUGAGGUUGUUGACCUUCAUGCAGUUCAUUACAAUUACAAGAAUGCAGUUCUGCGGUUUUUCAGAACAAGCUAUGACAGUAAAACACGACAGGGACACGUGUCAGGAUGUUAAGGAUUCGCUUAUGAAAAUACAACCUUAUACUGCGGAGUCCCAGCUCUGUGCGACAAAACCACUUGUAGGGUAAGAUCAUAGAUGGUGUAGUUAUUUCUGCACAGUUUGUCCUUGACUAACAUCUCUCCAGGUGUCAUGGAGCAGCUGGAUGUGGACAUCGUGCCCUACAUCGUGCUGCUCGUUGUACCAGUGCUGGGCCGAAUGAGUGACCCCAGUGACAGCAUCCGUUUCAUGGCCACGCAGUGCUUUGCCACUCUCAUCCGCCUGCUGCCUCUAGAGGUACGAGCACACAGCCAAGAUGCUGAAACGCAGUUGGACAUGCAGCAUUAAAACAAAUGGAUCACAUACUGGUAAAGCACUAAUUUUAAAGGUAAAUGUUCUUAUUUUUGUCCUCCAGGCAGGUAUUCCCGACCCUCCAGCCAUGUCCGCAGACCUGAUCCGCCAAAAAGCCAGAGAACGCCACUUUCUGGAGCAGCUGCUGGAUGGCAGAAAACUGGAGAACUACAAGAUCCCUGUGCCCAUCAAGGCUGAACUAAGAAAGUACCAGCAGGUGGGUGUACAUUUUCAGGGUCCACUUCUCAAGAACGUUGGAUACUGAGCUUGGAUUUCGAACAUUUGAAAGACAUAAGCUUUGACAAGUCUGACUUGUAGUUUUCAGAAAACAAACAGGGACAGAAAGUAAAUGGGUUUCUUGUCAGAGUGAAUAUAAAGAAGUCAAACAUAGAUGGGUUUUGUGUGUCUGCACUGAGCAAGCCAUCCAUUGUUGACGUAUAAAAGCAGAAACCCAUUGUAAGAGGAGCACAAUUCAACAAUCGCUGUGCGUGGAGGAGCAGCUUGUCUUUCCCUUUCAGCGAGCAGACUAUCUAUAUGUCUUUUCCAUUAUGUUUCCAUGUGUUGUCCUGCAGGACGGCGUGAACUGGCUGUCCUUCCUGAACAAAUACAAGCUGCACGGGAUUCUGUGUGACGACAUGGGCCUCGGCAAGACGCUGCAGUCCAUCUGCAUCCUGGCAGGAGAUCACUACCUCAGGUACCCGGUCCAAACAACACUCUCACUGUUAUUAUUGCUUUGACUCUCAGUUUAGCAGCAGCAACAGCUCACUGACUCACCCCAGGUCACAGAGAUCACAAAGGUGUUGAUCCUAAUUCUAACAGUUUUCGCUUUUUACUCAGAUUUUUCACCUUCACACAUAUUUUCAUGCAAAGCACCUUCAUGUGUUUGCUGUUACAAAGAUUUGAGGUUUCCAUUGAGCAAAAUCUGUAAGGGGUUAACUUCAUUUUAGGAUAUGAUCUGGUAAUCUUUAAAAUGUUACAAAUUUACAGUUUGGUGUUACCAUGUUGCUUUUCAUUCCUAAAUUCAUCAGGUUCAAAAGGUCUUUUGAUUGAUUUUAUUCUAUCGAUGUAGAAGAAUAAAAUUAAAACAGCAUUUACAAUUAAUUUGAUGAAAUCUGAGCACAGCUGAGUAUUGAACACUUCAGUACACGCAGACAGCAUAAUAUCUGAUGAUCAUGGCCAUUCAGUGCUAUAGUUUUUCCCCAAAGGCUUUGUGGUUUCACACUGAGGGAAGUUAUUCUGAAAGUCUUAAAGUGCGGUCACACAGUCUCCCACGGAUCGGUGAACUCAUCCCAGUCUUCAAUUCAGAGAUACUCACUUAACGUUAAGCGUCGUCUCCUCUUGAUCACAGCUUUGUCCCCCUUCUGCUACACCAUACCCUGUUUUUUAAUUUAUAUUGGAUACAUGCAAAUUCAGUUACAGGGAAGUUUUUAUAAUUCACCAGAAGUGAGAAAAAUAUUGUCUAACUUUUGAACAUAUUACUUUACUUUUAUGUACUGCAUUCAUUUACACCAAAAAAGUUAACUUUUCAUAUUUGACAUAUUUCUUUCCAUUUUUAGUCAAACUUCAAUAUUUAUCAACCUUUUUACUAAGUGUCCCAGCUGUUUUGGAAUAAGACAUGUAUAAUGUGUUUUAUAUUGUUUGUAUUUAGAUAAAAUAUUCUUUUUUGAACAGAUAUUUCUCAUUUAAGUGGUACCACCAAUAAAAAAAUGAGUCCGUUUUGGUUAAAGCCAAAUAAAAAGGGGGAUUUUCCUCAGAAUGCCAAGCUUAUUAUGUAAAAUAUGAGAAUAAAUGUCAAUUCAUUUUCGACAACAGUGAGCGCGCCACAUGCUGAGCAGUCGAACAGUAACACAAAGCAGGCUUGGUUACUUCCAACAUCAACACUGACCUGAUCUGAUUUUGAUCUCAUUGUUCUUUAAAAAAAAGCUCUUUCAUGUUGGAGCGGCUGUGUGAGUAAACUUGUCUCAGCCUCGGUCUGUGUGUUUGAUGUCUGUUCAGGGCUCAGGAGUACGCCAAGACUAAAGCAGCAGACUGCAGCCCUAUGCCCUCUCUGGUGGUUUGUCCUCCCACGCUGACUGGACACUGGGUGGAUGAAGUGGGCAAGUUCUGCUCUAAGGAGUACCUCAACCCGCUGCACUACACGGGGCCUCCUACGGAGCGAAUGCGGUAAAGAUUACUCAGGGUUUUUAGUACGGAGAAGAAGAAAAACCUGUUAGCACUCCAGAUUUUAUAAGCUGAACAAGUGCAGUGAAAGAAAGUGUUGUUCAAUCCCUGCUUUAUGAUCAUAUGAUGAAUUUACAAUAACGGCUUUUCUCAUUUCCACCCCCUGCUUUUUUUUUUUUUUUCAGGUUACAACACCAAGUAAAGAAACAUAAUCUUGUAGUCGCCUCAUAUGAUGUCGUACGGAAUGACAUCGACUUUUUUAGGCAAGUUUAACCUCAACUUAAAAAGGUUCUGGUGUUUCUGGCAGCAUCCUUCAGCUCAUGACGCAUUUUCUUCCCUUUUUAUAGAAAUAUAAAAUUCAACUACUGUAUCCUCGACGAGGGCCAUGUGAUCAAAAAUGGGAAAACCAAACUUUCCAAAGCCAUCAAGCAGCUGGCCGCCAACUUCAGAGUCAUUCUGUCAGGAACGCCCAUACAGGUCAGACGUUGUCUUUGAUUUAAUUAAGGGAUGAAUAUCUUUAUCUUGUCUAUUUCCAGCUGCCAGAGCCUCAACAUGUCCCACGUUACCUCCACAGAAUAAUGUCCUGGAGCUCUGGUCAUUGUUUGACUUCCUCAUGCCGGGCUUCCUGGGAACAGAACGCCAGUUUGCUGCUCGGUAUGGAAAACCCAUCCUGGCCAGCCGUGAUGCCAAAAGUUCAUCACGUGAACAAGAAGCAGGUAUUAAAGUUUCUUGAAAUUGAAACUCCUUAUUUUUCAAACUCAGUCAAAAGAGAAAGAAACAGCAAUAAAGAGUCAUAUUUACAAACAAUAAAAAACCCAAAAAUGCUUGUAUUUGUUUGACAUCUUAAAAGGAGCAACAAGAUGUCCACAUUUUUUCAACGUCAUUGUCUUUGUGGUUGAAAAUCUUCCAGUCAGCUUUCUUAUGUAUACUUGUGCAUCUCAAUAGAUUACAACAUUUGUAAAAAAGAGAAAAAUUUCCAUCAAAGAAAUUAAGACAUCAAAUUAAAAUUUUGUGUUCCCUUGUAAAUGAGAUCUCGAUCUCAACGGGUUCUUACCUGGUUAAAGGUUAAAUAAAAAUUGUAAGAAAUCAAAUAAAAUGUUUUUUAAAAGAUUUAACUGUUUAGAUUAUUAUCCUUUGGUAGCGUAGCUCAAUACACUGAGGAAAAAAAUCUCGAAACUUUAGUAAAUUAACUUCUUUUUUAAACUUAGUUCCAAUUUUGAGUGAAACUUCAACAUUUAAGUUAAUUAUUUUCUUAUCUCAUCUUUAUAUGCAACAUUUUCAAUAUGUGCAAUUAUAUUUAUAUUACAAAAUACACUGCCCAGAAUAUUGAUGUAAAAGAACGAUGUGAUUAUCCAUGACUCUUGUAAAUGUGUUGUAUACAUUUAGAGGAGUUAUGUAUAGUCAAAUAAUCUAUUCAACACAUGAGUAAGUUCUAACAAAAUGAAUGACCCUGUGGUUGUCAGAUCCCACUUUCUUCUCUGAUGAUCAUGUCUGCACACUUGUAAGAUCAACUUCAAGCUUCCACUUUCACACCGUUUCAUUUUUUGACUCCACAGAUUGAAAAACCUAAAAAUCACAGAGUGGAGGAGAGUGCUCUUUUAUUUCCGCGGUAGAAAGUGACCCUUUUUUACGUCUGAUCUCCUCCUCCUCCUCCGACAUCCUUUUUACUUUGAAGACUGACCUUUAGUCGAUGCUGGUUUCUCUCUCCAGGUGUCCUGGCGAUGGAGGCCCUUCAUCGACAGGUGCUGCCCUUCCUCUUGAGGAGGAUGAAAGAGGACGUCCUCCAGGACCUUCCUCCUAAAAUCAUUCAGGAUUACUACUGCAACUUGAGUCCUCUACAGGUACCUGCAGACUUCUUCCUCCCCUUCUACUCACUAAACGAAGCUGCUCCACCUUUCCAUCCUUUUUUCCCUUUCAUUUUAACUUCUUUCCACUUCUUAAUUUUCUUUAUUACUCAAGAUUUGUUGUUUUUCUUCUCUAUUCCUCUGUAUCUUGUUUUAUUUUACCAUACUACUACUACUGUUGUUAUUCAAGUUUGCUGGAUGUCGUGGGAUAUUUGCAUACAUGGUUGUUUGGUCUCUCUGCUCUCAGGUGCAGUUAUAUGAAGACUUUGCAAAGUCUCGAGCCAAAGCCAGCGUGGAGGACAGCAUCUCCACGGCCUCAGCAGAAGAGGAGGAGAAGCCGAAACUGAAGGCCACGGGACAUGUUUUCCAGGUACAUGAAUCUUUGAUCCAGGUGUUCAUCUUCAACUGACAUCAAGUGGAGAAACUGAGGUUGUGGAUGAGUGUUUGUGUGAAUUCUUAUCUUUCUUAUCUUUGUUCUGGGUUUUGUUUUGUUGAAUGACCGUUCUGUGUUUCUAGUUACUGAUAAUCUAUCGGUUCUCCACUCGUUUUAGGCGCUGCAGUAUCUGCGAAAGCUGUGCAACCACCCGAGCCUGGUGCUAACCCCGCAGCAUCCUGUCUACAAACGCAUCACAGAGCAGCUGGCGGGUCAGAACUCAAGUUUACGAGACAUCCAGCACGCGCCCAAGCUCUCUGCUCUCAAACAGGUUAAUAGCCGCACUCCAUCACUCUACCUCUCCGUCUGACACGUGUUUUCUAUAACAGCGUGGGAUUUUACCAGAGCUGCUCAGUACUGACAAGUCAGGGUCACUUUUCCUAUCUUUGCAGAGUCACAUUGAAAAAAACAAAAAGAAUCAGUAGAAUGACCAAACCUUUCUUAUUUAGGAUCUGAAGUCUAGUGUUGUGCUGCUCACAAAACAAACCUCUCUACAUGAACAACACCCGGUCCAGCCCUCUGCCGUCUCUCUGGAGAGUUUAACCACACAUGCCCCGCAGGUGUUGGGAGUAUUGGCGAACACUCCACGGCACACCCUCUCCUUGACUGACCCACAUCGGUGUUAUUAUCUGUGCUGCAGUCGCACGUUCACAUUUUACAGACGUGUGACACAGACACUGAGCAUGCACAGCGGCUGCUUUGCUGUUUGUCCUGAUAAAGGGCUCCACUCCUGUGAUAUUAGACCUACUUUUCUUUAGACUAGACAGACUGUUGCACAUGUUCGAAUUGUCACGGGGAUAAGUAGAGAAAAUGUUCUGCAGUCUGUUUUCUGACGCACAUGGUGGUGAAGAGUUGGUGUUCAUGUUCUUGUUCUGUUCUCCAGCUGCUAUUGGACUGCGGUCUUGGAGGUGGCGGAGGAUCAGACGGGAGCACAGAGGCCGUGGUGGCCCAGCAUCGUGUGCUUAUAUUCUGUCAGCUGAAGAGCAUGCUGGACAUUGUGGAGCAUGAUUUGCUGAAGCCCAAACUGCCUUCUGUUACCUACCUGAGGCUGGAUGGCAGCGUGCAGGCUGGCCUGCGUCACUCCAUCGUCUCCAGGUCAGAGAGUCAAACCAUCGAAUCGUUUCACUUUCAAGUUUGUUUGCAGCUCCUUUGUAACAGAAAUUACGAUUUUUAAUCUUGAGUUAAUUCUGGUGUCUUCCAGGUUUAACAAUGACCCGUCCAUAGAUGUGCUGCUGCUGACCACUCAUGUCGGGGGUCUGGGUUUGAACCUGACGGGUGCAGACACUGUGGUGUUUGUGGAACAUGACUGGAACCCCAUGAGGGAUCUGCAGGCCAUGGACCGAGCCCACAGGAUAGGACAGGUACUGAGUGGACACUGCUGAGUCUGGAAAAUCAAAGAUCAACAAAUGUUGCAGCCUCAACCCUCUUUCUCAAACACAGUGUUUCAGUAAUGUCUCGGUAACACAUUUGUAUUCUGAAAUUCUGGAUGUGUUACAGUGAUACUGUCUCCCACAGUGGGUUGUUCAUCAGUGUUUCCCUGAUGAAUUAUUAAAUAUAGCCUUUGAACAGUGUUGGAUUGUGUGACACUGCUGCUCUUGUCUGAAAUCAGCCGAGCGAAAUCAACCAAGUGAAAUUAACUCAGCAGGGCGGCCCUGUCCCCUGCUCGUCUGGAACAUUCUGUUAAGGUUCUUCUUGUGUGUUUGUGCAAUGCAGAAACGGGUGGUGAACGUGUACAGGCUGAUCACACGCGGGACACUGGAGGAAAAGAUCAUGGGUCUGCAGAAAUUCAAGAUGAGCAUUGCCAACACUGUCAUCAGCCAAGAAAACUCCAGCCUGCAGAGCAUGGGCACGGACCAGCUCCUCAACCUGUUCACUCUGGACAAGGUGAGACCUCCAGGCGGUUCUGCUAAGGACACCAUGCUGAGGGUGGGGGCGGUGGGGACUUCAGGUCUUCCAGAAGGAAAACAGAAUAAAGAUAAUCACUUUAGAUCAUCAUCAAUGGAAAUUAAAGUCGAUCACAUCUCCUGUCUUAAAAAUAUAAAGAUAUUGAAACAGACUAAUGAAGAUAAAAUUAGAAACAUGAGACCUAAAACGACAAACAAUUCUGCCGAUACCAGAAUUUUUUUUUUGUAAUUUAAAUUUUAUUUGCAUUUUUUAACCAUAACAGAAACAAAACAUACAGUCAUACGGAAAAUAUAUAACUAAAAACAAACCUUCUGACACCAGAUUUUUUUAACUUAAUUUUAUUUUCAUUUUUUUUAACCAUAACGGAAACAAGACAUACAGUCAUACAAAGAAAAAUAUAAAUAAAAACAAACAAACUCAAAACAUGGGGCUGACACCAGAUUUGACUGUCACCAAUGAUGAUGUAACUUGGCUCCUUUUUAAUACAUCUAAAAGAUAAAAAGCACAUUUAAGUUUAGCUUAAAUUCACAUUAAAAGCAUAUUCAGAUCAAUGUUUUUACACUUAAACUUUUGCAGCCUCAUCAUGCAUCAAAGAAAUUAGUCCAGCUUUUAAAGCCUCAGUCAGCAUUUUUAGUCCUUUUUUCCAGUACUCCAAAAAGGAAGCAAACAUAAUUUUAAUGAUUUAGUACAUCACUACAUCAUCAGUGCACAUUUACCACAUAACAAAGUGCUACAUGUCUAAAAUACAUUACAAGAAAUAUGGCCUUUGGAAAAAUCAAGAACCGUAACUCUUUUUCUCUAGUUCUGCUAUUUAUCGGUUUGUCUUUAAAUCGUUAUUUUACACAGACUGUCUCUCAAAAUGAUCUCCUUAAGGUUUUAUUUCCUGCGAAUUAGAGCUGCUUAUGAUGACAGUAUUUUUCCAGUCAUAAGGAAACCAAAUAAAAAGCAAGUUCUUAGAAACUGUUUUGAAGAAUGACGUACCAAUACUGUCUCAGAAAUAUUCUAUAUCUCUAAUUUAGUUAAAUAAUCCUGAUUUUAGAUGGAGAAAACUUCAAGAUAAAUCAUACAGGUACUCUGUAAGACUGUGUGUUUUUGUGAAAGGGUUUCAGUUGUGUUGAAUGCUGUCUAUGCUGUUGUAUUUAGUUUAUUCACACACACUUCAUCACAAUAUAUAUAUCACAAACAUACAUGCACAUAUAAACAUGUACACAUGCACACUGGAAAUUCCUGUGACUGGAUGUGUGGAAAGGAUAACCCCAAGGAAGCUAUUUAAAGCUUAUAGCAGGGGGCCCAAUUACCCAUAAAUAAAGUGGCAACAAACACGAUACAACAACAUACUAUAAUGUUGUUGUGAGUCGUGAAGUAUGGACCAACCCACUGCUUAGAACCACUUUACAGAAACUCACCUCCCCACUGGUCUCUACAGUCUUUUAAUUCGAACCAGCAUCUAAAAACUCUAAAAACUUGUGUUGCUCCACUGUCCUGAUAAACAUAUAGAACACGCUGAUCUGAUUAGUCUGCCGUCCAAAUGUGUUUCAGGGUGAGAAAGCCGAGCAGGCGGCGUCAACCUCAGGGAAGGCCUCCAUGAAGUCUGUGCUGGACGGACUGGGAGAGUUAUGGGACCAGCAGCAGUACGACACAGAGUACAACCUGGACACCUUCAUGCACUCCCUGCACUAGCACUGCAAAUGCCUACGAACACCUACGAACCCUGUCUACACCCACACAGCUCUAUAUGCUGACCGAGCUGGACCUGGUCAGAGCCUGGAGAGACCCGACUACUGCAGAAGACUUUCAGCUAACCUCAUUUAUCUGGAAUGAUUUUGUAGGUGGACCUGAGACCGUUCAAGUACACGUCCCCACGCAAUAACUAAAACACGGCAAACACUGAAUCUCAAUCUGUUUGAAGCUUUCAGAUUAUUGAAGCAUUAAGAAUAAACACAACAGAGUCUUUCAAACAGCCCCUCUGAGAAUCGAACGGUGGUACAACGUGCUUUCUCCACCAAACGUCUCCAGCGUUAGUUUACGUCACCCUGCGUUUAUUAGCUGUUAUGUUGCAUCAUGAUUACAGUUAUCUGUUCUCAGUUCAGCACCAGGUUUCUUUUACGGCCUGCUGCUUUUUCUUCCCCAUGAUGCAUCACCAGGAUAUACAAUGUUAAGCUGCUCCAGACACCAUAACCCUCUCAUUCCCCUUGUCUCAUGUUCCUAAAGCACUGCAGCACCAAACCACGCCUGUCAGCGGCUCUCCAGCUGACUAAUACAAACAUGUUUUUGUAUGAUAAAAGGGAAAUGCGUCAAAGUGGUGAUUCGCUGUAAAGAAGAAGAAAGGCGUCACAGGCCUUUUACAGCAGACAUGAGCUGUUUGUGCUACAGGGAGAAGAAUCUCAUCCUCCAGGGGGCGCUGACGUUUUCAUUUGCUCCAAGAGAGUCUGUCCACAUGACAGGUGUGUGUGUGUCUGAGAAAUGAAUGAGUGUGUCCAGCUCUUCCUCCUCAUGUGGUGUCAAAACGAGCACUUGAAGCAACGUUACAGAGACUGAACACGGGUACCAAGAUCAGUCUGGUACCCCAACGAUGCCACAAGUAUUUUAACACGAAAAAAAAAAAACACAAACCUGUACAUAUUUCUGUAACUGCUGCUUUUUGUUUAUGAUUGUGGAGUUGUAAUAAAUUCUACAGACCUUUGAACUACA
Messenger RNA from Xyrichtys novacula (pearly razorfish), 30231 nucleotides. Lineage: Eukaryota; Metazoa; Chordata; Actinopteri; Labriformes; Labridae. The record is from the annotation of a GenBank genome assembly.